Messenger RNA from Melopsittacus undulatus (budgerigar), 1050 nucleotides. Its product is annotated as cAMP-dependent protein kinase type I-alpha regulatory subunit-like. Gene Ontology annotation, molecular function: cAMP-dependent protein kinase regulator activity. NCBI's taxonomy places the organism in Eukaryota, Metazoa, Chordata, Aves, Psittaciformes, Psittaculidae. Gene Ontology annotation, biological process: regulation of protein phosphorylation. Gene Ontology annotation, cellular component: cAMP-dependent protein kinase complex. The record is from RefSeq and is a predicted model, not a curated record.
AUGGUGCUCCGACUUCUGGUGAAGUCUGAUCUGGAAUCUGGUCUGAAGUCUGGUCUGAAAGAUCAUAAGACUAUGGCUGCUUUGGCAAAAGCUAUUGAGAAGAAUGUGCUGUUUGCCCAUCUUGAUAAUAAUGAGAGAAGUGAUAUCUUUGAUGCCAUGUUCCCUGUUACCUACAUUGCAGAAGAGACUGUCAUACAGCAAGGUGAUGAAGGUGGUAACUUCUACGUUGUUGAUCGAGGAGAAAUGGAUGUUUAUGUGAACAGUGAGUGGGCAACCAGCGUCAGUGAGGGUGGAAGCUUUGGAGAACUGGCCCUUAUAUAUGGAACUCCUCGAGCUGCAACUGUCAAAGCAAAGACAAAUGUGAAGUUGUGGGGCAUUGACAGAGAUAGCUACAGAAGGAUCCUGAUGGGCAGCACUUUGAGAAAGAGAGAGAUGUAUGAGGAAUUCCUUAAUAAAGUAUCUAUAUUGGAAUCUCUGGACAAGUGGGAGCGCCUCACUGUAGCUGAUGUACUGGAGCCAGUACAGUUUGAGGAUGGGCAAAAGAUUGUGGUGCAGGGAGAGCCGGGAGAUGCGUUCUUCAUUAUCCUGGAGGGCACAGCUGCAGUGCUACAGUGUCGGUCAGAGAAUGAGGAAUUUGUUGAAGUGGGCAGACUGGCACCUUCAGACUAUUUCGGUGAAAUAGCUCUGCUGAUGAACCAUCCCCAUGCUGCCACCAUGGUUGCUCGUGGCCCCUUGAAACGUAUAAAGUUCGAUCGACCCCGGUUUGAGCGUGUCCUGGGGCCCUGCUCGGAUAUUCUCAAGCGCAACAUUCAGCAGUACAACAGUUUUGUAUCACUGUCUGAAAUCUUCCUCCCUACCCAAAACAUGCUUCAUGAAUGCAGACUGCUUUAUUACCCUUGUGCAGAGCCACAUGGCCACUGGCAUUUGCAGCUUCCUGUCUGUUUAAAAAAUUGGAGGAAAAACAACUAACAUCCCAGAUGAUUAUAUAGGCUGUAGGUAUUCAGCAGUGCGUAGUAUGGAACAUUUUGUCUGGGCAGCUAGUGAUGGAAC